This is a messenger RNA of Entamoeba dispar SAW760, 1284 nucleotides long. Its product is annotated as pre-mRNA-splicing factor SAD1, putative. Gene Ontology annotation, molecular function: cysteine-type deubiquitinase activity; zinc ion binding. Bases 1 to 1284 code for a protein of 427 amino acids. The record is from RefSeq and is a predicted model, not a curated record. Gene Ontology annotation, biological process: mRNA processing; protein deubiquitination; spliceosomal complex assembly. NCBI's taxonomy places the organism in Eukaryota, Evosea, Mastigamoebida, Endamoebidae. The transcript is spliced from 2 exons.
AUGAAAAGAACAACUCAAAAUUCUAAUGAAUGUCAAAGUAAAAGGGCAUACUGUCCAUAUGUAGAAACUGUUGACAGAAACCUUAUUGAUUUUGACAAAGAAAAGGUAUGUUGUAAAACCUUAAAGACAAAUCAAAUAUACUGUUGCAUGAUUUGUGGAAAGUAUUACCAAGGAAGAGAUGUUGGGUCUCCUGCUUAUGUCCAUAGUUUAGAAGAAAAUCAUCAUAUCUUUCUUUCUUUAAAUACAAAACAGUUUUUUAAUUUACCACAUGGAAAUGAAGUAAUUGAACCAUCAUUUAAAGAUAUCAUUAAUGCAUUAGAUCCUGUAUAUACUUCAAAUGAUAUAUCUCAUCUUGAUGAUGAAAACAAAGUAAUUCAAUUAAAAGAUCAUUUUAAUAAGAAGUAUAUUAUUGGAUUUAUUGGAUUUAAUAACUUAGGAAGAACUGAUUCUAUCAAUUGUUUAGUUCAAAGUAUUGGACAUUGUAAAGAAAUAAGAAAUUUAUUACUUAGUUAUGAAGAAAUAGAAAAAAUAUCAUCCAAAGCAAGAUGUGGAGAGUUAAUUAAACGAGUUAGUAUGUUAAUAAGAAAACAAUGGAAUCCAACAUUAAUUAAAUCAGUAAUUUCACCAUAUGAAUUAAUGAGUGAACUUAAUCGAUUAAAGAAAAGUUUUAGUAUAGAAAAACAAGAAGAUUUAAUAGAGUUUUAUAUGUUUUUCAUCAAUGCAUUACUUCCUCUAACUCAAUCUUUUCAAGGACAAAUACAAAUAGAAGAAGGUAAAAAGAAAUAUAUCAAACAUUGUAUUUGCAUUCCAUUAGACCUUCCUCCAAUGCCCUUAUACCCAGAUCAAAUGAAAGAAAAGAUAAUUCCUCAAUUGUUACUUAAAGAUAUACUUAAAAAGUAUGACGGUAAAACAGAGACACUUAUUGGUAAACGUAGUGUAAAAUAUUUAAUAAAAAAAUUACCAAAGUAUUUAACAUUUGUUAUUAAACGGUUUGAGAGAAACACUUUUCAAGGAGAUAAAAAUAUUACUGUCGUUGAAUUUGAAGACACUUUAGAUAUGUCCGAUUAUGUAGUUAAUGAUUCAAUAAAACAACAGACUAAUUAUCAUUUAGUGUCAGCAAUAAAACAUGAUGGAGGUAUUGAAGAUGGAACAUACUCUUCCUUUUUGUAUCAUCAGUCUUUAAAAAAGUGGUUUGAAAUUAAUAACGAAGAGGUUAAAGAAGCAUUUUUCCCAUUAAUUAAAGUAUCAGCAAUAUGUCUGUUAAUAUAUGAACAAGACGAAUAA